GUAUUUCACAGUGUGAUGAAUAAUGGCCUCGACGGGACAGCGAGCAUUCGCUCAAAAAUUAAAUAAGCAAGGUGCUGCCGAGGUUAGAAAGGCAGUAUCAUCAACAGUGUAUGCUCCAUCAGAUCUUGCUAGAAGUGUCAGCGGGUUAAAUCUUACUGUGCCCCUCAAUGAUGUGGUAGACCCACCAGAAUAUGAAGAGUUUGUUCUACAGAACCAAUGUACAGUAGAAAGAGAUCCACAUAGAGAUCUUAUAUUAUACCCUGAUAAUGAUGACGUUGAUGUCCAUUUCUUGCCUAAAAGAUGCAGGACUGUCAGUCAUAUUGUUCCAGAGAUUGGAGCUGAGACGGAUACACAUGUAUUUGACUUUGUGAGGAGAUACACUGCUGAUUAUACUGUAGUCUCUAGAAGGUACCAGAGGUACAGUUCCAGUGUGUGUAGUAAGGAGAAGUUAACAGAUAGAGAUGGGUUGGAUCAACAGCAAUAUGAAGUGGAUGUGGAAGAUUCUAUGCCACAACCAGAAAAAGAUGUGAGUUCCAAAAGACAAUCAAUCCACAUGAAUGACACCCCACGUGGAAGUUGGGCCAGUAGUAUAUUUGAUCUGAAACAAUCCCAAGCUGAUGUAUUACUACCUAACCUGUUUGAACAGAUGUCCUAUGAACAAGUAGACAAACAGAACGAGGAUCAACGACAACAACACAGAUUAGAUUCAUUGUUCAGCAUGUAUGAAAUACCAGACGAGGAGGAAAAGAUAGAAAGACGACCCCCAGCUGUGGUUCCACAAGAACAUUUUGGUCACAGGAUAUUAGUCAAAUGUCUGAAUCUGAGAUUAGAGUUGGAAUUUGAACCAAUAUUUGCCUGUAUGGCUUUAUAUGAUUCUAAAGAAAAAAAGAAGAUAUCAGAAAACUUUUACUUUGACAUGAACUCAGACAAUCUAAAGAAUAUGAUAUCAAUGCAUGUUCCCAAGCAGGACGUGUCCACCUUGAGUAGGAGUUGUGUGUUAAGUCUUACAUAUCCUUCACCAGAUGUGUUCCUUGUCAUUAGGCUUGAGAAAGUGUUACAGCAAGGAGACAUUGGGGAAUGUGCUGAUCCAUAUCUGAAGGAAGAUAAGACAAAAGAAGAGAAACACAGAGGGAAUGCCACCCAGUUUUGUGAUAGACUUGGAAGAUAUAGGAUGCCCUUCGCCUGGACAGCUAUAUAUCUGAUGAACAUUGUAACUGGAGCUAGCAGUAUGGAGAGAGAGGCAUCAGUUGAUAAAUUUCAAGAUCAAGAUCUUUCCAGAACAUCUAGCCUGGACAGAAGAAGUAGUUCCAGUUUACCUGGUCAGUAUGACAGUUUCAGGAAACGUAACCGUGAAGACAGUAUUUCAAGAAGAGGCUCAUUUGAUAGAGGACGUACAGGGUAUGAGAGACGAGGUGGCUCACCAGAUGAUUAUGGCUCAAGUUUAGAUAAUUUCAAACCAGUAACAUUAACUGUCUCUAGUUUCUUUAAACAGGAAGGGGAUAAAUUGAGUGAUGAAGAUCUGUACAAGUUUUUAGCUGAUCUCAAGCGUCCAUCAAGUGUACUUAAACGAGUCAAAUGUCUACCUGGUACUCUGAAGUUGGACAUCUCUCCUUGUCCAGAGGAACCAAGGUAUUCCUUGACCCCUGAACUAUGGAAGGUUGAACCAUACCCUGAUGACAAGAGUCGACCAAUCAAAGAAAUCCUUGAGUUCCCAUCACAUGAAGUUUAUGCCCCAUUCACAAUUUACAGGAAUAUGUUGUAUGUCUAUCCAAAAAGUCUCAAUUUUGCUAAUCGUCAAGGUUCUGCUAGAAAUUUAGCAGUAAAAGUUCAGUUUAUGGCAGGUGAAGAAGAAAACUGUGCUUUACCGGUAAUCUUUGGUAAAUCAGGAGGACCAGAGUUUGUAAGAGAGGCGUAUACACCUGUAACUUAUCAUAACAAGACUCCAUGUUUCUAUGAUGAAGUCAAAAUCAAACUACCAGCCAAGCUGACAGAAGCCCACCAUUUAUUAUUCACAUUUUAUCAUAUUAGUUGUCAGAGUAAGAAAGGUGAAGUGGGACCAGUAGAACUUCCUGUUGGGUAUACAUGGUUACCAUUGUGUAGAAAUAGCAAACUUUUGACAGGAGAAUUCAAUCUUCAUGUGUCUAUAGACAGACUACCAGCUCAUUACCACAACUUGUACCCAGAUCCACAUUUGCCCUCAAUGAAGUGGGUUGAUAACCACAAAGGAGUAUUUAACAUAGCUAUCCAGGCUGUAUCAUCAAUUCAUACACAGGAUGACAAUUUGGAGAAGUUCCUCAAUUUGUCCAGACAUGCACAAGAACAGAAACUACCAAUGAUGAAAACUGAACUACAAUUUGAAAAUGAUCUGAAAAUGAGCCUUAUAGAGCUUCAGAAAGUCAGAGGAGAAAAUCUUAUACAAUUUCUACCACUGGUAUUGGACAAAUUGAUUCUGUUGAAUGUCCGUCCACCUGUCUUGGGUGGUCAGUCAGUAAAUAUAGGCCAGCCAGCCUUUGAGUCCAUGGCCAAUGUAGUAAAGAAAGUACAUGAGCUUCUUGAGGAUAGGAAUGAUCACAAUGGAAGAAAUGCUCUGUUAGCUUCUUAUAUCCAUUACACAUGUUCUUUGCCUCAUCCAGGUCUCGUUCAUCAAUCUUCAUCUAUAAAUUUUGCCAGUCUAGCCAAUGCUUCUGGUUAUAAUACCCUGGGAAGACCUUCAUCUUUACCUCUUAGUCGACAGAACUACCAAAGAUCUACCAGUAACCCUGACUUAGCGGGCAGUACUCCAACGUCACCUGAUGCUGAAGUGGGCAAUUUCUUGGGUCGUUAUAUGGACAGAGGAGGAAGCAUGCGUGGAGAAGAGUUAGCUCAGCAAAUGUUUGGAGCCAGAACUGCUGCCAAAAAGUUUGUCCAUGAAGAAUUAGCCCUCCAGUGGUCAGUUUUGAGUGGACCCAUCAGAGAGACUGCUAUGACGUAUUCCUGGUUCUUCUUUGAGCUGAUGAUUAAGAGUAUGGCUGAACAUCUAGCAAAGUGUGACAAACUAGCUGCUCCCAGACAGAUGAGAUUUCCUGAAUACUUUGAGGAUGAUUUGAAGAAUCUAGUCAGAAUGUUUGUUAGGGAUAUAGUCGAUAAAUAUGAUAAGGAUCCACUAUUAGUGAAGAGUUUGAACACAAGUCUGGCAUUCUUCCUACAUGACCUGUUGACCUAUAUGGACAGAUUCUUUGUCUUCCAGCAGAUACACUUCUAUUGCAGAACGCUUGGUGACAAAAUGAGGAACCUAGCUGAAUCUACAUCACUGAUUCUACUCAAGUUAGAUUUCAUGAGAGUUGUAUGUAGUCAUGAACAUUACUUUCCUCUAAAUUUACCGUUUGGAACCCCUCUGACUCCAUCAGCCAAUUCAUCCAGUCCUACUCCCAGUAUCUCCAGUAUAACAUCGUCCUCAUCCUACGCCUCUACCAGUACAUUGACAGACAAGGGAAGGUUCUAUGAAUUAACUAUAGAAUUCAGACAGCAACAUUUCCUGCUGGGGAUUGUGUUAUCAGACUUGUCCGUUAAUCUAGAUAUACAUAAUCCUGCUAUUCAUCCUAAGUCAAUCAACGUGUUGAGGAAUCUGUUGUUGAACCAUGACUUAGAUGUUAGGUAUACCGACCCUGAGAUGAAGGCCAGACUAGCUGCUCUGUACAUGCCAGUUAUAGGAAUUGUUAUAGAUUCAUUACCACAGCUAUGGGACCCCAAUGUUGAAGGUCGUCUCAAAAGUUUCAACUUUGAAUCUGAUGCAGAUAAGAUUAAUCAGCACAUUGCCAUGGAGAUAGCUGGUUCUAGUGUAUUUGCAGGGCGAGUGCAGGAAAGUCCUUCCUAUGAUGGGUCAAAGCCAAGAAAGUGCAAUUUGAAUGCAGAAUCUACCAGAAAUCUUCUGAUCUGUUUUAUGUGGGUGAUUAAGAAUGUUGACCAGUCCGUACUACGUCAGUGGUGGUCAGAUAUGGAUGUGGGUGUACUACAACAAAUACUGGACGUUAUAUAUUACGUUGUAUCAAACUUUGAGUAUAGGGCAAAAUGGGCUCGACUUCAAAAUCUGUGCUUAAAUAAAACUGGUUCCACUGAUACCCUGGAGGAAUGGAAUGAUGGCACAGAGAGUUCUCGUCCAAAAAGUGCAAGUUUACCAAAAUCCUACGAGCAGUUAUGGGAAGGGAUUCAACGCAAAUCUGUGGAUUUUCUCCGAGGCUCUGGAUCUUUACUUAACAGGAGUUUAAGUAAAGAUGAUUCUAUUACACAGGGAAAGAAAAGCUUAGCUCAGUAUUCUCAGCAAACAUUAAAGAAAAGUGUGGAUAUGAAGUCUCGGUUAGAGGAAGCUAUACUUGGUAGUUCUAAUGCUCGUAUGGAGAUGAUGAGACGAAGGCAGAAUUCUUCAGCAUCAUUGGCAGGGCCUGCAGAGAGAGCACCAUCUCUAGCAAACGUUUUAGGCGUAGGAGAGGCAGGAGGUAGACUUAGAUGGAGGAAGGACCAACUUGCAUAUAAACCAACUGUAGAACAACCAGAUAUGUCUAAGCCAAGAGAUGUUGAAGCUGAUGCUCAUAUUGAGGGGAAUCUAGCUGCAGAAAUCAGUAUGACUUGUCUAGAUACAAUAGAACUCAUUACACAGAUUGCCAGAGCAAAUGGUCACAUUCAGAUAUUGAGCAGUGCAUUGAGAGUUUUGUUACAUAGUUUUGGUCUAAAUCAGAGUACUUUAGUCUUACAGAAUAUGUUCGCUUCACAGAGAGCCCUAGUCACAAGGUACUUGGAUCCAUUGUUUGAGGAAGAAACAGAGCAGUGUGCUGAUUUAUGUCUUCGUCUGUUGAAACAUUGUAGCUCCUGUAUUGGUAGUAUCAGAUCUCAAGCUAGUGCCUCACUGUAUAUGUUGAUGAGGCAGAACUUUGAAUUAGGAAAUAAUUUUGCCCGAGUAAAGAUGCAGGUGACCAUGUCUCUGAGUUCAUUGGUCGGACAAAACCAAAACUUUGAUGAAGAAUAUCUACGCAAAUCAUUGAAAACAAUUCUUACUUACGCUGAAUCAGAUUAUGAUCUACAGGAUACAACCUUCCCUGAACAGGUUAAAGACUUGGUUUUUAAUCUCCAUAUGAUAUUAUCUGACACAGUAAAGAUGAAGGAAUUCCAGGAAGAUCCAGAAAUGUUACUGGAUCUAAUGUAUCGUAUUGCUAAAGGAUACCAGAACUCUCCUGAUCUCAGACUCACAUGGCUCCAGAAUAUGGCAAGCAAACAUAGUGAGAGAAGUAAUCAUGCUGAAGCAGCUCAUUGUUGUUGUCACGCUGCGGCUUUAAUAGCAGAAUAUCUGAAUAUGAUAGAGGAUAAACCUUACUUACCUGUAGGCUGUGUGGAUUAUCAGAAAAUAACAUUAAAUGUAUUGGAGGAAAGCGCUGUGUCUGAUGAUGUUGUCUCCCCUGAUGAGGAAGGGAUCUGUACUGGCAAGUACUUCACAGAGAGUGGACUUGUUGGUCUUAUGGAACAGGCUGCUAGUUCAUUUACAAUGGCUGGUAUGUAUGAAGCAGUUAACUUGGUAUAUAAAAUACUGAUUCCUAUUCAUGAAGCUCAUAAUGAAUGUAAGAAGCUGGCACAGAUCCAUCAAAAAUUACAUGAUGCUUUCCAGAAUGUUACUCUACAGGAAGGGAAGAGAAUAUUUGGUACCUACUUUAGAGUUGGAUUUUAUGGUCACAAGUUUGGAGAUCUUGAUGGUGAAGAAUUCAUUUACAAAGAACCAGCUAUAACCAAAUUACCAGAGAUAUCACAUAGACUUGAGAGUUUCUAUGGUGACAGAUUUGGGGAGGAGUUUAUACACAUAGUAAAAGACUCCAACACAGUAGAGAGAGAUAAAUUAGAUCAAAACAAGGCUUACAUUCAGAUAACCUAUGUGGAACCAUACUUUGACUUGUAUGAGAAGAGAAAUAAAACAACAUACUUUGAACAGAACUACAACAUCAAGAGAUUUAUGUAUGCCACACCUUUUACCCUGGAUGGUAGAGCUCAUGGAGAACUGGUAGAACAGUACAAGAGGAAAACCAUACUGACAACACUUCAGACCUUCCCAUACAUUAAAACAAGAUUAACUGUUAUCAGCAGGGAACAGGUUAUAUUAUUACCAAUUGAAGCUGCUAUUGAAGACAUACAGAAAAAGACCAAAGAAUUGGAUGUCGCUACAAAGGGACAUGACACAAAAAUACUUCAAAUGGUGUUACAAGGCUGUAUUGGUACCACUGUUAAUCAGGGACCAGUAGAAGUUGCUAUUGUUUUCCUGAAAGAAGUGAUCCAGAAACCUGACCAAAUCACUAAACACCAUAAUAAACUCAGACUUUGUUUCAAAGAUUUUCUUAAAAAAGGGUAUGAUGCUCUUCAUAAGAAUAAAAACUUGAUCAAACAUGAUCAGAAAGAAUAUCAGAGAGAACUAGAGAGGAAUUAUCAUGAAAUCAAAGAAAAACUCAAUCCACUAAUAUCAUCUAAGGCUACUACAAUGAAAAGAUCUAAGCAUCAUAGAAGAACAAACAGAGAAUCUCCAACAAAACAGAAGUCAAUAGUAUAACAGUAUUAAUAAGAUUGAGGAUGGGCCAGUGCAAACACAUAGGGACUUUUAUUGACUAGUCAGAACAGUCCUAGUUAGUUAGUCAUUUAUAUAGUAAAUUGAUCUGAGUUAUCCAUUUGAAAAGUAAAUCCAUCUUUAAAGUAUCAGAUCUGACACAUUUUAUAUAAUUUAUGUAAUACAUGUAUUACAUUAUUGAAAUGACACAAGUUAUUAGCAUAUUGAAAUAUAUCUUGAAUUGUUGUAUAGAGCAUUUGUUAAAGCAUUUAUCCUGCUGGUUAAUCUGUCAACUGUCUCUCAAAAAUAUGCUUUUCUUAAUUUUCAUGUUCAAAUAAUUAUUGAAACAUUUCAUUUUAUAUCAUUGUAUACACAUUUUCUCUGUCAUAACAAUUCCAUUGACUGUUAUAGAGAUUUGAUAAUUAGUAUUGAAAAUUACAUUUAUUCAUUAUAAAGCAUUUUACUCUGGAAAACAAGUGUCAUUUUGUAUUCAUAUAAAGCAUGCUUCCCCAUUUCCAUUCUCAAUUUUAUUCCAUAAUUGUUGAAAAAAUCAUUUUUUUUUAACACAUUUUUGUAUUUUAAAAAAAAUAAUUAUCAUACAAGAACAAACUCUGGUAAUGAUUUUAUUCAGAAUUAUUGUCAAAUUGUUAGUUUAAUCUAACUUUUUACUAAUAAACACUUGAGGCUUGAAAUCCUUUUGAUAAACAAUUUCCCAUAAUGAUUGUCAUCAAGGUUUUUAUAUUGAAUCUUUAUUACUUGGGUUAAUACUGUCAGAUCUAAAAACUGUGUUUUUCUUCUUUUGCCCAAUAUUUGUUUUAUAGUUCUAUGUCAUAUGUUAGUGACCUUUGAUAGUUAUAUAUGUACACACAAAAUCAUGGUGCAAAUUUGAUAUAACUAUCAGUAUCAGGUAUUGUUAUUUACAAUGGACAGGAAAAUAGAACUUCAAUUUAAAAAAAAUAUAAAAAACACAAGGUUGAAACUUUUUACACUGGUAGCUACAAAAAUAAAAACAAAAUUACUUAUGAAGUUAGCUCUACAAAUUCAGCUUUAUAACUCUGCUUAUAAACCUGAUUAGGAGGACGUGUAUGGUUGAUGCAUAGUAACUUUUUAAUAAGUCCCACUCCUUACCUUGCCUUGUUGAUGACCCUUUUUAUUUAAAUCCUGGAUCUACAUCUUAGAACUAUAAUAUUUAUCAUUAUAUUUUCAUAUCUAAAGCUUGCUCUUCAUCCCUCUAUAGUACAAGAUAUUUCUAACUUCAUCAGCCAUAAACAUUUAUUAUGAAGAAUUUACAUGUCAGUCAUGUUAUGCUGUCAUGAUGUAUUAUUUUAGCUAGUGAUCAAAAUUAAUUAUUUGUUAUAUUUGUUGAUAUUUUGUUAUUUACUGUGAUUUUAGAAAAGUGCAAUAAACUUUGUAGAUAGAUCUGUUUUAUACUGCUUGUAGAAUGAACUUGCCAUGCUUCAAUAAAAAUUAUUAAAA
Molecule: messenger RNA, 8029 nt
Organism: Mytilus trossulus (common blue mussel)
Lineage: Eukaryota; Metazoa; Mollusca; Bivalvia; Mytilida; Mytilidae
Product: dedicator of cytokinesis protein 7-like
Exons: 48
Coding region: 23-6559 (2178 amino acids)
Biological process (GO): small GTPase-mediated signal transduction; positive regulation of GTPase activity
Molecular function (GO): guanyl-nucleotide exchange factor activity
Source: RefSeq, a predicted model, not a curated record